This is a messenger RNA of Oryzias melastigma (Indian medaka), 695 nucleotides long. RefSeq names its product leucine-rich repeat-containing protein 51. The record is from RefSeq and is a predicted model, not a curated record. The transcript is spliced from 4 exons. Gene Ontology annotation, molecular function: protein binding. The coding region runs from base 106 to 630 and encodes 174 amino acids. Lineage: Eukaryota; Metazoa; Chordata; Actinopteri; Beloniformes; Adrianichthyidae.
GACUGUUUAUUUUGUGUGUGUUUUUUUUAAUGCACGUGUUUGUGUUUACAUAUAAAACCUGAAAGUUCCAACUGUUUGACAUUUUUUACACCUGAAUUUUGACAAAUGUAUGCACCGCCGGUGGAUUUGUCUUUUAACGAAAUAAGCAGCGUAACAGAUGCGCUGUCUAAGGUUCCCCGCAGAGGCCGGCGGCCCUUAAAGACCGACUCCCAGGGCAAGUACCUGAGCCGCUCUCUGCGCCUCGACAACAACCACAUCACUGAAGUCUCCAACCUCCAGUGUGUACUCAGCCAUUUCCUGGUUCAACCCUCAAGCAUUGGCUGGCUGGACCUUUCAUUUAACAAGAUAACUUCCAUCAGUGCUGUUUUGAGUGAGCUGCAUGAGCUGCAUGUGCUUUAUCUCCACGGUAACCAAAUCGCUAACCUGGCAGACGUAAACAAACUGGGACGGCUGAUGAAUCUGCACACAAUCACAUUGCAUGGAAACCCCAUAGAGUACAUGGAAGACUACAGGAAUCGUGUGGUUUUCACUUUGCCUCACCUGAAGAGGAUGGAUUUCAGUGCUGUGACGCCACAGGAUCACUUCUUGGCAAACGUUUUUGGUCGUCGCCUGAAGAGAAAAAACACAUGAAUGAGUCUCCAGAUCAUCACGUUACUCAAAACAUGUCUUAAAUAAAUAUCUUUAUAACCACUAAA